CAGCACUUUUCGGUCACAAGAAAUGCGCUGGGUUUGCCUAAUAUUAUUUUGACGUUAAAGUGGUUCACAUGUCGGUAGCAUGAAAACAUAGUCAGUUGAUGAUCCGUAAAAUUGUCAAGUUUAGACGUGUUAGUAGAGCAAGAGAAAGGAUAAUGUCUCUUGUUACUGAUUCAGUCACUGUCCAGGCAAUGGUUCUAAAUAAUUUAUCUGCUGUUGUUAGAAUAGCCACCGAUGAAGUCUUGAUAAAUCAAGAGUAUCCAGAUUCAGUUGAAAAAGCCCUCUUAUUUUCCUUAAAAUGUUUAUUGAGCAAGCACAAGUGCACUGACCAUUUUGUCUAUAAUUUGUAUGCAGAAAGUCCUGAACCUUUGUUUAAGCUGCAGUCGAACGAGUCUAGUAACGGAUUACAACAGUAUCAGGAAUUUCCAAUGUUUCCGGGGAAUUUAUCGUUGUUCCAUAUAAUUAAUACAUUUGUGUAUACUUUGUCAUCAGAAGAUAUUCUUGCUUUAGAUAAAGCAUUAAAGUUCGGCCGUGAAGGUUAUUAUUGUCUUGUGAAAAAUUCAUCCAGUUUUCCGAAAUCAGUGAAUUUCCAAAAUGACUUAGUGGAACUUUCUGAUUGUGUACAUAGUUCCGAACAACCUGAGGAAUCAAUGGAGAAAUGCAAUAAAUGUGUCAUUCGUAAUUUUCGUCCAUUAUAUCGAUGUUCGAGACCGAAACGGACUAAAAACAACUCUCCACCCAAAACUUGUGUUUCAGGGACCGCCUUAUUUUGUAUUGAUAUUUUGCUUGCUGUUUGCAAAGCGUGGAGGUGGAAGGACUUAAGCCCUGGCGAUUAUCUCAGACGGAUUGGACCUUGUCAGUUUUCAGAAAAGCAUACAAACUCACAAAUUUGUUUAAACCCCUAUCACUGGAGUCGAGUACUUAUUCAAGAUAAAAUUAAUGAGGAAAAUAACUGCUCAAGAUAUUCUUCAGAUCCAGAUAUUGUUUGUCUGGGAUUGAACCAUAAUCAUCCAAAUUGUAGUAAUCAUGAAUCUCAUCUUAAGGGAUUGAAUACGGAUUCAGAAUAUCCUAAGGAUAUGAUGCCAUUAUUACUACCACCGUCUGUAUUAUCUUCGUCGUCAUCGUCUUCCUCAUCGUCAACAGAAUCGACAUCUGCAGAAACACAAAUUUCAUUAAUUCGGAUGGAUCAGUCGUGUGAUUCAGUUAUAUCAUAUGAUCCAAUUAUAAAUAAUUCUUCAGCUCCGUUGCUUGCCAAUCAUGAUACCUAUGCAAAAACAAAACUGACUUACUGUUCACCUCAGUUUCUUCAUAAAAUACAACAAAAAUUGCACAUGAAUUUAGUAAGUCCUGUUUCAUCUUUAACCAAAUGGAAGAAAUUGAGAAACAAUAGAAAUUUUAAAUUAUCUACUUACUUGGUUCCAUCCACAGAUUUCAAUCAUACAACACUACUUUCACCACCACCAACAACAACUGCUUCCACAUCUGUAAGUAGUUCUGAUGAUGAAAUGCAUAGUUGUAGUUUCAUCUUAUCUUCUAACAACCCUAAAAAUGAUAACCCUUUACAAAAUUCUAAUCUGCAUUUUAACCGAUUUAUUUCUAUCAGCGAUCAUUCUGUUACAAUAAAUAAUGAGAAAUCUUACCUACAUAGUCGUCUUUCUUCUCCCUCUCCUCUACACCAUCUUAAACCAUGGGCAAAUAUUUCCUAUUGGGAAUCACAUCAUCAUGUUGGACGUAGAUGGUAUCAAAUUACAAAUCGUAAAUUAAAUAUUGUCUACAAUGAUGUUAAUAUUAAUGAUAAUGACCAUAAUAAUAGUGAUGUAAAGGACAAGCUGUAUUCAUCUCCGAAACAAGCAUAUAUAAAUAAGGAAAAUCAUUCAAAUUAUAGAAGUAAAUCUCAAAGUGACUAUAUAUAUUUAUCUUUACUAACUUUAUAUCGAUCAAAUCAUGUAAAAUAUAAUUGUAAAUCAGAUUGUAAUAGAAGUUUUAAUGAACUCGAGAAUUAUUCGACCACUCCCUCUAUCGCUUGUCAUACGAAUAGGAUUAUUGGUAAUAACAGUAGUAUCAUCAGAUCAUCUUCAAAACAAUGCAAAAAGUGUUAUAAUUAUGUGGAUUCAUUCAACAAUGCAUCUCUAAUACCAAAUUUAAUUGUUCAUUCAUCAAUGUAUAAAUCAUCUGGUUGGAGACAAUGUUGUCGUCUAGGCAGCCAGGGAAUUUCGCUUACACUUACCACUUAUGGUUGUGUAUGGUUAAGUAAUCAAGCGAUGGCUACAAACUUACCUAUAUUUGUAUCAUCACCUUGUUUGCAGUUUCAUAAUGCUAAUUCUUCUUCCUCUUCUUCUUCAUCGCUUAAUAGUAGUACUGAAGACUUUCUUGUCGAUAGACCUGUAUAUCGUGUACCAGCCGGUUAUUCUCUAUUAGUUUUCGACCUUUCAUGUUAUGAAAACUGGUUGCAACAACAGUCUUCUUCAUCAUCUUCAGCGUCAUCAUCAUCUUGUCGUCAGUAUUCCGGUAACAACCAUAAUGGCGACAGCAGUAAUUUAAGUGGUAAUAACAAUAAUAGUAAUAAUGUAGAUUUUAACGAGUUGCACAAAACUCAUUUGUGGGCAAAAAAAAACAAUCUAUGCAAAAAUCCCAUUAUACAUAUAAGUUUAGGUAAAGGUUGGGGACCAUCAUAUCGUCGACCAGAUGUUACACAUUGUCCAGCACGUUUAGAGGUGUGGAUUAAUUUAGAACAUCUGUUUCCUUUAUUCAUUUCAAACAAAUAAGAAAUUGUAAAAAUAAUUUAUUUUUCCGAUAUCAUUUUCAUUAUCUCUAUCCUCUCUUUUUCACUUAUUUUUCUUGUUAUUAUUGUGAUUUAAUAAAAAAAAAUAUGUAUAUAUAUAACAUGUGUAAAUAGUGAGGAACUGUUAUAUACCACUUAACUAUUAGCAUUUUGUUCGUUAUUAGUUUCUAUGCUACUCGAUUAAUACUAAUUAUUAUGAGUAAAAUGUAGUAUUCAAUAAUUGCAGAAAUGUUUUCAAAGUAUCUAUACUGUGAUAUAUGUAUGUCUUUAUUCUCUUCAUUUUAUCUGAUAUAGUAAGAAUGAUUACGUUAACAUUUGUGAAUGUGUACUUUUUAUGUGAUGAUCUCAUGUAUAUUCUUUGCAUAUUUAUGCAUUUUAUGAAGUGAUUAGUUUUUAUAAAAUUUCUGACCAGUAAAA
This is a messenger RNA of Schistosoma haematobium, 3196 nucleotides long. RefSeq lists its product as uncharacterized. NCBI's taxonomy places the organism in Eukaryota, Metazoa, Platyhelminthes, Trematoda, Strigeidida, Schistosomatidae. The transcript has 5 exons. The record is from RefSeq and is a predicted model, not a curated record. Gene Ontology annotation, cellular component: heteromeric SMAD protein complex. The coding region runs from base 99 to 2762 and encodes 887 amino acids. Gene Ontology annotation, biological process: SMAD protein signal transduction; regulation of transcription by RNA polymerase II; cell differentiation. Gene Ontology annotation, molecular function: I-SMAD binding; transcription regulator inhibitor activity.